AUGUCCAUCGAGGAAAAAGACGGAAAAGUAUGCAGACACAAGGCAGAAGAAACAUGCAACAAAAUGUUCUCAGAGGUAUAUCAGAGAUUCUAGCAUGGAAGAUGAAGUACAGUGACAGUGAGGUGUACUAGAAAGACUAAAGCCUGAGUCUUUGAAAGAGACGUGACGUGUUGUAGAGGAGACAGGACUAUGUGUUUGUGUAGGGAGCGGGUAAGGAGAACAGGGAAGGGUGUGAGUGAGCAUGCUCCGUUUGGGCUGACAUUGGAUGCCGGUUUUGCUCCUCCACCUCUCACACAGGAACACGCCCAGCAGCAGUGCCACCUACCACACUCCAGGGGACAGAAAGAACAUGGCUGGAGUAUAGGAGAGCAGAGGAGACAAAGUCAAGGGAAGAUCAUCCUUGUUUUGAAUUUUUCCUUUUCAAGAAUUGACUGAAGCUAUUUCCACUUCCACCAGAAAGAGAAGGACUUUUUAGCAACCAGCAAAGGAUUUGUCGUCCAGCAACUGUUGCAUAAACCAGACUGGGUUUUGCUUUGGGAGUUAUACUUUGGAGCUGUAGUUUUGUGAAACAGUUAAGUUACCUGUUGAAAAGCUGCAGUGGUGACAAACAGUCCCCAGCGAUCAUACAGCGAGAAAGACAAAAGUGGACUUUGUUAGUGGAUCAUGAUGCAUUGUUUAAGGAGGAAUCAACAGGGAGACUGCUAAACUGCCUUAUGUUGCCUUUCAUUCCUGGAGGCUGAUUGGGAGCAGUCAGGGAGUGGCAGCUUGACCACACACUGACAGACUGCUUACAGACUGUUGGCUAAAUGUGCACAGCUUUUCAGAGUAACAGAAAGCAAUCAUUGUUUGUCUGUUUCUCUGUGCUGCAGCGUUAGCGCCUAGCAACCAGCCCAGUGCACCAUUUCACUUUGGCCUGAAAGACAGGUCAGAUGGAUACCUGGUGAACCUGCUGCGGCAGGAACUUUAAUGUUUAAAUUUUUAUUUUUUCCCCCCUCCAGAGUCUCUGCACACAGUCAUAGUCCAAUAUUAUCUUUUUUGGGCUUGUUGUUUCUCAGACUUUCAAGCUUGCUUUUUGCCUGGAGUCAGAACACAGGCCCCAUUCUUUCAUUACAGCUUUCCCUGGACCCUCAUGAGCUCAUGCUCCCUGAAGGGGGGACCAGGUGGAAGAAAUGUGAUCCGAGUUUGUGGUGUGUGUAUAGGGCAGCAGCAGAAGUGUGUGGUUUCCAUGGAAAAGGCUGGAGAAAAAUGGAGUCGGGGGGCUGUGUGAAUGCUCGAACCCUAUGUCUCUGGUCCAAGUGAAAUCGAAGCCGGCUUGCAUAGCGCUGCAAGCUCCGCCCUGGAACUCCUUGUUCAGACUCUUCCCGUGUGUAACCACAAGGAACUUGCACAGAACUAAAGGUGACUGAGCUUUUACACACAUCUAAUGGCAACAUUUACACCUUUCUCCUCUUCAGCUUAAUGUGUUACUCGUGACUGUCCUUGUAGCUGCGGUCAGUGUUGUAAAAUGUCAUAAAUUCCUGUGCUCAGGCCAGCUGUACCUGUGUGUGUGUGUGUGUGUGUGUGUGUGUGUGUGUGUGUGUGUGUGUGUGUGUGUGUGUGUGUGUGUGUGUGUGUGUGUGUGUGUGUCAGGUAGAUAAAUUGAUUUGCUGUUUAAGUAGACCUUGUCCAACUAAAGUGUGUGUUGUGACAGAAUAUAUGCUCAAUAGCUCGGCUGUGUGGGUGAGUACAGAAGACGCUUGAAGCAAGCGUGCCUGUGUGCAUUGUGAAGUCUAUGUGGUGAGUGUGUGAGCGCCGUACAAUGUGUGUGUGUGAGACUGGGAAAAGAGUGGGCCAUGAGUUGAGAACAAAGAAUGGCAUGUUUGUGUUGAAGCCGAGCUUGUUGUCUGCCUCCCCCUCUACUCGUGCUCUCUUCAUCUUUCUCCUCUCUCUUGUGUGUCUUCUCUCAUGCCCUCUCCCUUGUAUCUUUAUCGUCUUGCUCAUAUGUUUUCACAUAUUUUCGUCCUUCCCCGCCACAUUCUCCCUUCGUAUGUAUGUCUUUUUUUCUCCUGUAUUUUCCCUCUCACUUUCCUUGGCCUUUGUUCAAGCAGCUGUCUUUUGGACUUGUUGUAUACUUGCUUCAUCCAUUUCUAGUCCUAAAGGCCUCUCUAUAUUCCCAGUCAGUAGCCUCUGGAUGUAUGUGUUUAUGUUUUGUCUGAGACAAGUAAACAUUGCUGCAGACCAACUUGGCUGACUUCAAGUACAUUUCCUGUUUUAUUUUACUGCUCUUACAUUAUUGCCAAUCAAAUGACAUCUUUGAAAGAUGCUCUGAUGUGUGUGGUUCCAUUAGCUCAGUGCUGAACAGAAAUGCUAAAAUCCAGUGCUCUAACCAUCUGGUUUUUGUGGGUUUACUAACGCCCACAAAGAAGAUUUCUUGCUGUAAUCAUUACUGCUGUUUUCAGUGUAUAUGUUAGGGGUGGGAAUCACCAGUGGCCCCACGAGACGAUAUUAUCACGAUACUUGGGCCACGAUACAAAAUUAUUGCGAUUUUUAACAUUUUGCAAUGCAUUGAGUAUUGUGAUAGAAUAUAUUGCCAUUUAUAUUGCUAGUAUACAGUAUAUGAUCUCUUUCUUAUGCACUUUCAGUGGAAGUGACGUGAACAUGCAACCUAAAACAGCUGCUCAACUUUGUCCUUUUUGUAAAGUUUAUAUUUUUGAUUGACAUGGUCACAUAGGUGAUUGUUGUUCUGUUAAUUGUUGAAGUUGUAGUGGUUGUUGGUGGUAUCCUGGUGCUUAAUAUGAAAAGGUGUCCCUUUAUGUUUGUUAGUAAAGUGAGAAAAAUAAAACGGCCACUCUUUAAUAUAACACACUCUAGUAUACCGCCACCCCACUACAUCUUCAACAGUGAACUAGACUGAUCAUGUGUCUCAACAUGUGAAUGAAAACUGAAAAGUUAGCAGCUUUGGAAAAGUAGAAUUUUUGGUACAGCUGUUGUUAAGCAUGUCCCGAUCCGAUAUUGAUAUCAGAUAUCAGAUAUCUGUCCCAUAUCACCAAAAAAAUAAAUAAAAAUAACAAAAAGACUAUCGUUUUAUAUCAGCCUGCAUCUACAACUCCGAUAUCAGCACUCUGAUACAAGCACUCCAUUCUAGACUCUGCUUCAGCACCUCUAUCUAGCAGUGCCCGUAUCCAGCAUGCAGAGCCCAUGUAAUCACAACAACAGUGUGUACUUAGGUACAAACAAAGUAGCAAGGAGUUGGAGUGAUGUUGACUGUGUGGCAGUAUUUUUCAUUAAAGUCCAAAGAAAACAUUGCAGCUGAGUGCAAAACUUGUCAUGCAGAAGUUUGUGCUAAUGUCGAAUCAAUAUUGGUAUCGGCCAAAAUUGAAGGCUACAAUAUUAGUAUAGCAUCGGAAGUAAAAAAGUUGUAUCAGGAAAGCCCUAGCUGUUGUGUUGGAUUGCACUGAAAUGGCCCAAGUUCUCAUAAUAGUAUGGCUGGUUUGUGUAUUUGGUUAUAUUGUAAUUGAAAACACGGCUGUAAAGGACAAUUACAUGCACGCAAACCUCAGUGAGACAAACCAAGGUUUGAAAAACAGAUGUCAUGUUGAUAUUUAUGCACUUUAAACAUUCAAAAUACUUUAUUUCAGGCUCAGACUCAGACUGAUUUUUUGUAAUCUUGACAUGGAUGCCAGGAAUGUAAAGUUUGAGACAGCACUUACAUAAAGACCAUAAUCAUAAAAGCUUGGCUGCUCCUGAUCGCAGUUGUUGUCAAAUGUAUUUGACUGUCGAGUCUACAGUGCAUUGUAUAAAUAUGCAGUCAGCUUGCUUAGAAAUCUGUCAUGUAUUGGAAAGUAAUUUGUUUGGCAUGUGUGUUGCGUAAUGCAGAGAGAAACCUGCCUAUCUGUGCGGCUAGUCUGAGCAUACUUGUUUUACAUAAUGUGAGUGUAAUGUUGACACAGGCUCCACCUAACUCCCAUUACUACCUUAACCAUAGAUUCAAUAACCUGUUUGCUCUGACACUGCCACUGUUGAUCUUGAGCCUGUAUUCUGGUUAUCAAGGAUCACCUCUUUGGUACUUGAAAGUGAAUGCAAUGUCACCAUCUUAAUGGAGAGGAAGCCGGUUGUCUCUUUGUGUCCAUGCUUCAAAGACACUGAUACAAUAUGGUUGAAUAUUUCUUAUCUAAUUUGUAGAAGUGAUCUGGUACUCAGUCACAUACGCACUCGUGACCAGAACAGGUUUCUAAGUUUGAAUGUAUCAUUAUGGUGCUACCACGUUCUGAUGAGAUCUCUAAUCCCAGGACAAGUGUUCCAUGGUUUCUCUAAUGUGGUAGAAGCAGUGCACGUCUUUGUUUCCACAUUUAAAAAAUGACUGCAACAGUCAGUUUGAAGUUUGUGCUAGCUGCUGAAGUUGUGGUUGUUAUUUCGAGAAAACCAGCAGAUGUGACUAAGUGCAAGAACGUGGAAUAUUAGCACAACUGUGUGUAAGUGACAGAUAUGAAAUGGAGUGAAUUCAGAAGGAAGAUUAUCUUGAAGGAAUCACAGAUAUGUAAUAAUGUGUGCACAUUUUAGCCACAAAAAACAAAAACGUUCUCCUGAAACUUCCUAAAAGUGAGUUCUUCUCUGUUGGUGAUCAGAGUUCAGUCCAGCUGGCGGAUAUCUCUGGAAAGUAGUUGUUGCAUCAGCACCUCUAUGAUCCUACUUACAUAGACUUAAAGUUACUGAUAGAGCUUUAUCUGCUUUAUGAAAUAUGAAUUAAGGGUGCUGGGAAACAACAGAGGGCACGGCAGGAAUCAAUGAUUGUACAGUCUAGUCUAAUCUACAUUGCAUCAGCAGAAUUAUAAGUGGCUUAAAUGCAUUAGAUGAGCAUUGCUUAGUCUGUGUCAGUGUUUUCUUAAGUGCGUGCUGCUCCUUUUUCUUCUAACUAUUUGCAUUGUUUUUCUAAUUCACAAAUUAUUACACACUUCCUACAUACUGAUCUGCUUUAGGCUCAUAUAUUUUCUUUUUCCCUGUGUGUGGUUAAAAUAUUUGAUCUAAGCCUCGAGCAUUAGCCAGGAUUGUGUGAUAAGAGGUUUUGGAAGUUCAGGCGUCCUAAUGUGCUUUGGCUUCUUGAAAUGUGAGAUGGGCUGAUCCCUAACAGUACACAACAACAGUCGCGCUCUUCCUGGUGGAUUAUUUGCUCAAUGGUCGGCUGAUCUAAGAAGGAGGGGUGUGUAUCAUCAUGUUAAACGAACCAACUCCAUUAUCAAGCUUGUACUGUUCUUUGGGAUGAAAACCAGACUGCCACUGACACUGGUGAAUGUACCACAGAGAACUGUGAAAUAAUGCGCUGUCAGUCACUUCAGUAAUCGUAGUUUUACUCUAACAGAGAGUAUAUUUUGACCUUGUUUUCACACACUUGUUUACCUCUUUUCCUCUCUUUUUCUUUUUUCUUUCAGAGGUCCCCACAUUUCAAAGGAAGACGAAAGCCUUAUUUGGAAAUCUUAUGGACGAAGGUGGGUAUUAAUGCUUCUAACUCCCUCCCCCUUUUUUUUAAUCUGUCUCUCAGUCCAUCUCUAGUUAUUUUAAGAUUAAUGUUCCAGUAGUCUUUUAAGCUGACAUUCUAACUGAUUGUAGUGACCUCAAAUAGCCAGGAUUUCCUCUGGUGUACAUGCUCCACUAAGCCUCAAAGUGUGCUCAGACAAGAAAGCAAAGUGAGUGUUACCCCCGCAAACACCAGCUGACCCCAGAGCCACUUGGGCUGGUACAGACAUUCGCUGACACGUUGCCUCUCAGCAUGUGUCAGUUAAGCAAACACGCUCAAGUUAGGGAUUCAGAACAUCCACCUGAGGUGCACACAGGUUGUUUUUAGUCUCGCCGCCCUCUCCAAGAACUCUGGAUUUAGUUUACUGUUGCUAUGAGUAGCUUGAAGCAGAGCAGUGCCCAGUGUGAUGUCCUGUGUGCGAGGUCAGUCUCCAAUCAGAGAUUCAGACCAGAUUUCUGCUCUGUUUCUCAGUCUCCUUUCAAAACAGUAAGCAAGGCGGCUGUCUUAUCUUGUAAGCUAUUGAGCAGAAGGCCUUGCUGCUUCAGUUACUCUGAUGUGAGAUCACAAACAAGAACACAGUGAAUAUCUUCUUGAAGAUCAUUCUCAGGGACAGCCAAAGACCUGUCCUCCUUUUCUAAUACUCUUUUCCUCACCAUCUGCACACAUUGUGAAUUACCCCAGCUGGAAUCUUACCACUACCAUAGCUCUGGAAAGACUAAGUUUAACCUAAAGUUAACCGGAUGACUGUCUAACACGCUGCUCAAAGGUACAGACUGCUGAUUUCCUAGAGGCUCGAGCAUUUGCUUUAGUUUACCCCUCUUCGAUCAUUGAAAGCUGCAUUAAUACGGCACCACUUCAGCAGCAUGCAGCACCGUUUUUCUCUUUCACCGACACAAAAGAGGACAACACUACACAACACGUCCUUGUCUACUGCUAGCUUUUAAUUUAGCUCUUUUGUUUGUUGGUACAGCACUCUGUAUAAAAGAAAACAGUCAGCUCAGUCUUUUCUUCUCUGAAGAACAGGGGCUGCAUGCUUAGUCACUGCUUGUGUCUGCUGUCAUCCUCCUCCCCUCCACCUUCAUGACACUGAGCAGUAUGUGCUCACCGCUCUCUCUGUCUCUCUUUCUCUCUAUCUGGUUAGCUGACUCACUCUUUCUGUCUUACCAGCUCCUUUGAACUCCUGUUUGUAUCUGUUUCUCACUCUUUUGGUUGCAUAAUUGAUUUUGAAUACUAGGGGGCUUAUGAGGAGUUUCAUUCCUACAAAGCUCUUUGUCCUUUUUAACGUAAAAACUGAAAUCCAGAGGUGUGCACUUGACAAUACUGCAAAAGCAAGCUGUAAAGGCGCUAAGUAGCAACAACAAAAGGAAGCUGGGCCUUUUUUUUCUGAUUUAUUUGUCCUUCUAUCUUGGCAGUGUCAUUUCUUGCCCCCCCACAUGCCACACAGACAAGUGAUGCUAUGUUUAACCCCCCACUGGCUCUCUUUAUUUGGGCUUGUUGCCAUUUGUUACGUGUGGCGAGUUAGCCGCAGUUAGCCAGCAAGGUGUGAGUCAGAAGUUAAAGUAGGGCAGUGAUUCUUUGAAGAGGUUCAAUAACACUUCAAAAUAAACACCCAAAUUUCAUUGGUGUAUAAAGUGGGCUGUGAAUCCCUCUUUGAAUUAUUCCUGUAGAAUAAUUUAAACAAUGCAAUAAGGAGAACUGUGAUCUGAUUGGCUGCAAAGAAGUAGAACAUAGAAGACAAAAAGGGUUGCUACUCAGAUACAGGUCAGAGAAAACAGUAGAAAGUACUCAGAGUGAGGGAUCAUAUCAAGCUGCAACAAAACUGAAAACUCCGCGCCAUGUCUUCUGUUGAAUAUAAAUAGCUUAUCACAGGAGUCCAAUGACUAACCUGAACAACUCAGCAGAACUGUCACAGAGUAGCAACUCUCACUUGUUUGCGAGUACACAGUGGGAAGAAGUAGAUUUUCUAAACCAACUAAAUGUCAUGGCUGCUUCUGUGUAAGAAAACAAUUGCAGAAGACAAGAAUCUCUGAUCGUAUUUUGAUAGCUCCAGCUUUUUUGAUACGCACAGAUAUACAACUCAACAUUAAUGUAAUAAACACAAACACAAGCUUUAACUGCAAAAAAGGGCAGAUUGUUAGUUUUGUUUGAAUGAGCAGGAUUACGAAGUGUCAAGCAGCAACUAGGAAUAAGGUAGGGAUGGGAGAAAACAUUGAUACAGCAUAGUAUCAUGAUAUUUUGUGUGGUGAUAUAUUGCGUCGUCUGAUUUAUCAUUUUUCAAAUUAAUUGCUAAUAUGAAGUCAAAUCUAUGAUAAUGGAAAAAUAAAAUCAACUGUUCAGUGAGAUUGGCAGAGGUGACAUCAUAGAGCAGGAGAAAGUUAGUACAACAAAUAUAUAUAAGGUUUGCAAGAUGUGCUACAUAUGCAAAUAAAAAAAAACUGUGUAAAUAAGACAAACAUGAGGGAAAGACAAAUGCUAAAUUAGCUCAACAGUUGAAAAAAUUCUAUAAAUCGCAAUAUAUUGUAUCACAAUACUCACUGUAUUGCAAAGUGUUAAAAAUAGCAAUAUUAUCGUGUCGUGGCCCAAGUAUUGCGAUAACAUUGUAUCAUGAUAAUAUCGUAUCGUGGGGCCACUGGUGAUUCCCACCCCUAGUAUAAGGAAUGAUUUUAUAUUGGCCCCUCGUAUGAGCUUCCACUUGGAUAUUAUAUAAUUAAGUUUUCAGAUCUUCAGUAACACUUGUUCAAGUAGUUUUAUUUUAAGAGCCUCACCUUAUUUUUGUCCAGGCUGCCUUUAUUUUCAUCAUGAGGAUUUUGGUCAUUAUAGUAAUUGUAUACUGAACUGCUGAUAAUUGAGCGCCUUAUGAUGAAAAAAUGUCUUUCAUAAGUGUGUGACACAUCUUUUAAUGUACCCGUUACACCCUGAGUUCUGUUGUUUUAAGUCCUCUGACUGUGUGUGUGUGUGUGUGUGUGUGUGUGUGUGUGUGUGUGUGUGUGUGUGUGUGUGUGUGUGUGUGUGUGUGUGUGUGUGUGUGUGUGCGUGCGUGCACGUGUGUGUGGUGUGUGGGCAUGCUUGCAUUACUCGGUCAGUCAGAAGCAAUGUGAUAAUCACAUCAAUUAUAAUCAAACUGACCUCAGGAAUCUCAAUGAACUGGCACAAAGCAGUGAAUGCAGAUCUUACAGGAUUGAAAGCAUCCUAAAAAAAUCCUAUAGUAUCUGUAAACACAUCAGACAUUUAUCAUUGAAGGAAAACAACACUUUUUGUUCAAUAGCUCUGAUAUCGGGUGUGGCAAUGAAAGUUUCUCUGUACUCUGAGACUACAAAAAGUCCCCCCUCUCUGGGCCCCCUGGUUGAGGUCCAGUGUUGAUCUAUUUCAGUGAAGUAUGUUCAGUUGUACAGUGGUUCUGCUGACUGAGCUGCAGUCAGUGUUCCUCAACUGUAAAGCCGUCAGUGGCUCGAUGCAAGUGGUCGGGACAGAAGGCAUCUUGUUUAUAAAUCUUAUUAAAGUGUCAGUUUGGAUUGGCUCCUGUCGUUUCCACCAGUCGCACAGCCGGGACUACUGUGUUUCACUUGGUAGGGAGCAAUGAAAUUAGACACACUUGCAUACACACAGCCGGAGAAGAACCUCAUCUUGUUCAAAACUUAAAUUGUUCAUGACAUGCUGUUCGCACAUUAGUAUCGUACAUUAAAAAAUACUGUUGCAUAAGGCUCCCUGCCUACUUGAAAAGUCUUUGCCACCAGCAGCCUUUACUGGCAUUGUCUUUCAGCUGUUUCUGCCCAGUCACAGACUGACUGAACAACCACUGACAGUCGUUGCAUGCCAGCUGACUGCGACCCUGGCCUUGGCCAAGCUGAAUAUCCAGAGCUAAUUCGGUCCCAAUGUUGUCGCUACUGCUGCUAGCAUGCUAGUCGGCUAGGAAGUUCUAUUAAUAGCCGCGAAGGCAUUAUCUCCAUCACAGCAGAUGUGUCUACAAGCUGACAGGCACAGUUGCAGCCAGCUAAUACCGACUGUCAUUGGGUCUCGUUUUUACCUCAGCAGUUGGCAUGUGAGCGCAUGCACAGAAGCUUUACUUAAACAGAUGCACUUGCACGAGCGGUCUGCUGGCUGCUUCUUCUGCCAAGUUUCAAGCUAGAUGUUAAUGAGAAGCUUAUGCAAGAAGAAGAUGAUGUUGAUAAAAGCAUAAAUAUGUUAUUGCGUUGAGUUGGUGGUUUUACCAGGCAAGCGCAAAUCGCUGGACUUUCUUACAGCACUUCCUAUUUAGAGCUGUGAUUUGUGAUUCAUCUGUUUAGGAAAAGACAACUCAUCAGGCUUCAUAAUCUUUAUUAAUGUUCAGUAUUGUAAGUCAUCUCUGGCUUUUCUACCCAGAUCCUGAUAAACCUGAUAUGUAGACUGUAAAGAUCAGACCCCAUGUGGUGUUCCCCGAGUCCAGCAGUCUUUUCUACUUAACACCCUUUAAAAUGUAAAAUCAGCUGCUGGGUUAAGCAAAUAGUGCAGCCAUGACUAAAGCUUUGGCAGCAUUUUGCUUGUGUUGUGGGUGUUAAUUUCCCAGCUGUUGUACUGUCUGUCUACAUACUGCUGCACUGUUUCACCACCUUACUCUCUCUUUUUUUUUUUUUUUUUAGUCUUUCCCUCCCACACAUACUAUCCUCUCCUUUUCCUCUGUUCUGGGUCUCUGUGGGUUGCAUCUGUCUGUGGGUAGGGCUAUAAAAAGUGUGAACUAUGCUAAGGUGCUGAGUAGGUGGGGACUUGGGUUUGCACAGUCAUCCCACUUAAACCUUGUACUACCCAGAAAAGACCCGACACGAGAAACAUCCUCUCUAUCCUCCCAUCCUUCCUUCUUUUUUUUGUCUCCACACCCACGUUGCUGUGUCCUCACAUUACAUUGUGGAACAUUUUUCGCCUCCUCUGAUGUCCUCUGCGUUUGUCUUUGUGUCUAUGUCCCCAUCCCAUCUUUCUCUCCCCUCAUAUCCUCGUCCCACUUCAUUCUCAACUUUGCUGCCACAUUCCUCCUUUCCUGCUGCUCCUCCUUUCUUCCACUUUUUCUCAACACAUACCCUUUUUUUUCUCCCUGCCUCUUCUUUCCUAUUUUCCCUCUUUUCUUCAGCUCUACAGGCCAUCCCAUAAUUAACCACAAACCUGUUACCAAGGCAACUACACAGCAUGAUAGGAAACAGCAGAUACACAGAAACAUACAGCACAUCUGAGUUCACUUUGCCGUCUGCUGGUUCUUUUGUUCACGUGUAAACAGUGAAAUGUGCUCUGUAUUGUCUCGCUGUUGAUAAACAUGUUGAACACAGUACGCUCAGCCCGACACUGACAGGCAGAGAAAGACAGGAUACUGUCAGAGUCUUCUCUGCUCAUCCCUCAUCUCAGGCUGGAAAGACAUGGCUGUAUAUUUCAGAUGAGAUCCACAUGGCUGCAGGAGCCAGAGUCUAAACUAUCAGAGGCGGAUGCUAAACUGGGUAGUGUUGGGAACUGGUAGGGGCGUCACACUCAGGCUGGUUGUUGCCAAAAAUUGAUGACUAAAUGAGUUGAAUAUACAUAGAUCCAGCAUAUGAAUUGCUGUAAUGGAUAAUGCGUGGUCUGCUCUUAGAUGAGAAAGGGUUUAAACUGGGUUGUUGUAUGAAGUAGGGGUGGAAAUCACUAGUGGCCCCAUGAUACAAUAUAAUUGCGAUACCUGGGCCACAAUAUUAUUGCAACUUUUAACAUUUUGCAAUACAUUGAGUAUUGCGGUACAAUAUAUUGCAAUUCAUACAAUUCUUUUAACUGUUUAGCUAAUUUAGCAUUUGUCUUUCCUUUAUGUUUGUCUUAUUUACACAGUAGUUUAUUUUCAUGUAGUACAUCUUGCAAACUUUAUGUGUUUCUAAUGUUCUAUGAUGUCACCUGCCAACCUCACAGGACAAACGGUUAAAUUUAUUUUUCUAUUAUCAUAGAUUUGACUUCAUAUUAACAAUUCAUUUGAAAAAAUCGAUACUCGACAAUAUAAUAUAUUGCCGGACCAAAUAUCGCGAUACUAUGCUUUAAUAGGACACAGUUCAGAUUUUGAGAACAAGCAAAUUAUCUCAAUAUAUGGUAAUCAUUUGUAAUUGAUCAAGAAGGUUCCCACAAAAACAUCAACACAGGACAGUCAGGAAGGAUCCUGUUUAAUCCCCUAUUACCUGAGUACUGGUUUACCAAUAAGCUAACAGCAGACUAUUCAACAAGAUUACUCUGUUGGCACAGUCAUACAGUGAUGCUGGCACUUGAAGAGAAGUCACAUUGGACACCUUUCAGUCACGGACUCGGACAUUUGACUUCAAAGAUGGACCAAAACUCAAACUUUUCUCUCUUUUGAUAUGUUUGGUCCCUCACCCCCAAACCUUUCUUUUUCCCUCCUCAUCCCCUUUUCUUCCUCCUUUCCUACCACUGAACAGUAGAGUAAACUGUAACCAUUGUAAAUAACAUAAACACUAGUUCUGUUUAAAGCGUAGACAAAAUGGGCCCUUGAUUAAACACUUGGAUGGCAUGUUUAGAAUCCAGUUUCAAAUGUAAAUCAUUAUCGCUUAUUAAGAGCCAUUAAAAGUAAUGUGAUGAGAUCAUCAAACUUUCAACAAUCAGUGAUUAGUCAGUUACAUGCUUUAAGAGAGGUGAGUAACCACAGGUUAUACUUGCUUGACAGUAAAGCUUCACGCUAAGGUUGUUAAAUGUUUCAUAACUGUGACACUGUAAAAACAGCACAAUGUGAAAAUGAAGACAGAGAGUGAAAGAGAGAGUGCAGCUGAGGUAAAACAACAUGGCAAAACUUCAAAUGGACUCGUUAUUUACUGAAUAUUUCACAGUGGUUAUGCUGUUAGAACUUGAAAAGGUGCCCACACCUUCACACAAACAUGGAGGAGUGUGCCAGGUUUAGGAGUGAAGCCACUCCUCAUCCUGACUGCUCUAUGACAGGACUGUGCUGCCCAUACAUGGUCACAGCUACUACUGCUAAGUCAUUCAUCUAAUGGCAAAUACUGACACAGUGUUAAGUCCUUAAGCUUCCUGUAAGACCCAUGCUGUGUUAAUGUUUGUUACAGACAGGGAGCAGAGAGAGACAGUGAGGUCACCUGGUCUCUGGAUGUUUUCUAUCAGCUGCAACCUGCCGCUUCACGAGCAGCACCACACCACUGUGCAACAAUGAUUCAGUGAUUUAACAAUAUGUGGAUUAGAACAAAAAAUCAUGUCUAUUUUACUAUGUAGCGCUUUGAACGAUUUUAAAAUAUUAUCCUGUCUUCAGUGAUUUUUUUUUUUUUUUGUUAACAGCUCUGUGUGCAGGUUAGAGUUGAGGUGAAUGAGUUAAUUUCUCACAGCCUUUUGGAAUAACAGGUAUUGAAUAACACUUUGUUUUGAAAUGGUCUCUUUUCACAGUAAAAAUCCAGGUAGCACGACUGCUGUGCUGCAAACGGCAAAAGCUGUAUUGUUUGACAUUUAAAUUCUGAGUGUGUGUUUUUGUAGAUACUUAGUGCGCGCACACACAGUGCAUUUGGACCACGCUUAAGAUUCUGUUAUUGUAAGAGCUACAAGGAAAAGUAUCUUUGCUUGUAGCUACAUGUGAACUGAGUGGAUAAACUUGGACCCCAGCCUCAAUACUUGAAAGAUUUGGUCAGACAUAAAUAUUAGGUACAACUAAAAUGAACUAGUGAGCAGAUCUGUGCAACAAAGUUUGAAUGUGAUAUUUUGGAUUAUGCUAACAGUUUAAUCUCAAAGGUCAAAAGACAAAAAUCAGUUACAAAUGGUUUACUUCAGAACAUGACAAAGUCGCAUCUGCUGAUUAGAUGAGUCAGUCUCAGGGUUUAUGUCAUCUUUCUGUGGCCCACUUUGUGGUGGAUAGUCCGUUAGUUUUGAUGUAGAGGAGUAAGAGCUUCAGUCAUUUACGUUGAGGCUUUUGCUCGUUUUUUUUUUUUUUUAAUAAGUCAGAACAAGAUGAGCAAAAUAACUCUGUCCUUUCUGACACAAUGACUUCUCUCCUCGAUACAGUGUCAUACAGUGUGCUGAAAGUGUUAUCAUAGCCUCUUUCUCUCCCUUCUCUUAUCAGAAAUGAGUCGCCAGACUGCCACCGCGCUGCCCACAGGAACCUCUAAGUGCCCUCCCUCUCAGCGCGUGCCCACCCUAACAGGCACCACAGCCUCCAACAGUGACCUGGCCAGCCUGUUCGAGUGCCCAGUCUGCUUCGACUAUGUCCUACCACCCAUCCUGCAGUGCCAGUCCGGACACCUGGUAUGUAUGCUAUGUGUACCCAGCAAUAUAUUUUGGAUUGGAUUUAAGGACUCUCGCUUGUAUUUUAUGUUCAUCGAUUUAAGUUUCAACAUGACGUCACUAAGUUUGAGGAUUUCCACCAGAGGAAAAGUUUGUGACUGCAGAACAAGCCGGCCUUUAUUAAAGAGUUUGCGUAAUAUUCAUAAAACUAUAAAUAGUCAUGAAUUCACCCAUUAUGGAAAAAAGUGUUGCCAUGGUUUUAUAUCAAAACAUCCCUGUUGAGUCUUUUGAAUCUAAGGUCAUUGCCUGUGAUUCUGUUUCCUCGCUAGCUUAGUUUUGCUUUGCCCCCAAAUAAACUGUAGAGUCACAAAAAUCACAGAAACAGCUUUGGUAGGUCUUUAAAUUAAAGCUACAGUUCCUGGUGGAGUGAGUAAAUGACUAACAGUCUUUGUGUGGUGAGCAGGAUAUUAUGAAAAUCAGAAAUCUGACAGGUUGGGCAGGACCCUUGUAUAAAAGGGUCUUGAUGCAAAAUUUAAUUUUAGAAAUACUUUUGUUGAUAUAAAAAUAAUUGAUUUAACUAACUGAACAAGUUUCUGAUUCCACAGCUACCAUGACAGGAGAUUCUCUCCACUCUGCUUGCUGGAGGAAUUAGACUGAACACUUCCAUUCACAAACAUGAGUUGGCAGGUUUGAUUUAAGUCAAAUGAAUCAGAACAUUUCCAUCGAAGAUAUAGUUUGAUAAAGUAUACAGAACUUCUGCAAAGUAACUGUUGUUAGUUUUGUCCUCAUUCAGCUCUCCUUCUCAGAGCUUUGGAGUUGGUACAGCUUUAAAAGUAAAUGACGCAAAAGUUUCAACUUUAAACAUUCAACAUAGAGUUUAGGUGACUUGCUGGAGCUCAGAGGUGAACUCACCAGCUUUGCUGCUAUUGGCUAAAGCUGUGUUACAGUUACAGUCGGAUGUCGGAGCUGGGAUUGACGUUACGCCUGAGUUGACGGCGUUCCAGUAAACAAGUCGGAAAACCAAGAUAGACGGCUACUGUUGCUUCUAGCUGUUGUUAACAAUUGACAGCUGCCGUUAGCUGUUAUCAGUUGUUGUUAGCCGUGGUCAGCUGUUGUUAGUUGUUGUUUGCUAUACCAGUUGUAAACAACAUAUAAUACAGUAUUUUACUCUUACAAAUACCAUAGCACUGUGUUCACAGUUAGACGUUGGACAUUACAACAUAUACUUCUUAUUCAAUUUUACAAAAACAAAACAGAAGUGCUCAUAAAUAAUACAUGAGGAGAGCUUUCACUGUUACUCUCUACUGUUGAUGCACUGCGCUGCCAUCUUGGAUUAUGAAGUUGUCAUUAAAUCGGGGUUGGUGAGGAUCGUCCGACUUUCCGAGUCAGAAAUCUGACCUCGGGGGUCGUUCUAAUUGAAAGUUCCGACUCUUAACCCAGAAAUCGCGACUUCCGAGUACAGCUGGAACGCACCAUAAAUUGCAGGACAUGACUCAAAACUAAAUUGCCCACACUUUUUAGCCUUACCAAUUUAGCAUGCUAACAGAAAUUUACGGUUCUUUUCAAUAUUUACCAAUUUAAUGUGAGCAGAAACUAACAUUUUGUUUUCAGUGUCAACAGAGAGUAAAAUGUGCCAGAGCUCUAUCCCACAGAUUCAUUUGGUAUUACUUGCAUGACUUGGUUUUCCCUGAUAUUUCUUCUACUAUGUAGAAUUAACAGCCAUUGUCAAAGGGUUCUGACCAAUAGGAAUGAAGUAGAAAAUCACAGCCUUGUGAUUAGUAGCCAGUACACACUGAAUUACAAUGCUGUUGGUGUAAUUGUUGACACUAUUCACUCCAUAGGACCUUCAAAAAUCAGUGUUGUUAUCUGGUAUAGAGGCUUAUUAGCUGGAUGCAACUUAAAAAUGAUGGAAAUACAAUGAUCAUUGAGUGUGUACUUUUAGUUUUGUUUUCUUAACUGUUAUGUUGGGUUAAUCAAACUUCAACAAUGAUGUGUUUGCAAUAUUUUAAAGGCCUAAUGCCAGAAUUUUGAUGUGCUUCCUGAUUCUAACUUUGUUAAAUUCAUAACUGGUUGUGUUUAUUCCCAGGUUUGCUCCAACUGCCGGCCCAAACUCACCUGUUGCCCCACCUGCCGAGGCCCUCUUGGCUCCAUCAGGAAUCUGGCCAUGGAGAAGGUAGCGAACUCAGUCCUCUUCCCAUGCAAGUACGCCUCGUCGGGCUGUGAAGUCACCCUGCCUCACACUGACAAGACAGAGCACGAAGAGCUGUGCGAGUUCCGGCCGUACUCAUGCCCCUGCCCCGGAGCCUCCUGCAAGUGGCAGGGCUCUCUGGACGCUGUCAUGCCCCAUCUGAUGCACCAGCACAAGUCCAUCACCACACUGCAGGUUAGACUACAACUCCACUCCUCACAUGUUUUCACAGAGAUUGUAGAAAUCAUAUACUUUGUUGACCUACUGGAAAUCUUUCAAAAAAAAAAAACCUUUAGCCAUGAAAAAUACAAGAUGUCAGCAGGUUAAAGAGAGAGGGACAAGUCAAUGCAAACUUCAUAUUCUGGAUGCACCUUGUUCUAAGUUUUCCAAAACUUCUCGUGCUAAUGAAGUAAAUGAUACCAGACUGCCAGGCAGGAAAUACUUUGAUAUUCAGCUGUUUGAUUGAAUCUUUUAGUAGGAUGGUCACAUAACCUGAAAGAUAUUGAGAGAAAGUUUGGCUGAGCUGUGAUGGUCAUUAGGCAGGGUUUCUGCUGGGUUUGAAAAAGUCUUAAAAUGUCUAAAAUUCUCUUAAAACCUCUUAAAAUGGCUUUAAAUACAAAUUUGAAAGCUCUACAAAAUGUAUUGAUGUUUCUUACAAAUAAAGAUUGAUUUGAAGUUAGUUUAAAAUGUUUCGAUCUCCCUUCAUGUCUUUUGUGCUUUUUUGCCAGUAUGACUGUAAAAUGGAUCUUAUGUUGUAUUUAUUAUGGUCUUAAAAAGUCUUAAAUUUGACUUGUUGAAACCUGCAGAAACCCCGAUUAAGGCUGUCAUAUUUUCCUCUAUAACACCCUUUAAAAAUGUUAACGUUUCAUGUGUCAUAACUUAACUUCAUACAAAGUGUCAGUGACACAUGUUUGUUUAUUUAAACUUGCAGAGUUAGGCCCGGACUACACAUAUAUACAUAUUUAUCUAUCAGGAUAUUUUUGUACUCCCGUCUAAAUAACUGUAUCUGUCCACACGUGUUAGUUCUCAAAAAUAUCUGCGUCCACACGUAGCCUUCAAACUCAAUCCUAUCUGGUGCCGCUUAAAAAAAAUUCAGGAACAAAGCUACCUGAUUGGCCGAUGAAUCGUAACAGCGUCAUGCAUUGUUUGCAGAAGCUACGUUAGUGCGUCGGGUCCAUGUGACGAUGUGGCUGCUAUAACAAAGCAGACACCUCUGUGAGCUGGCUGACUGGUGGAUGAAAUUGUAUAAAACAAGGUUCACUUGCAAGGCUGAAAUUAGCCCCAAAAGGGCAAAACAAACGUAAAGACUACCCUGUAUGUCCGCCAUCGUUGUUGUUGUUUUUCUUUUUAAUUCGCAUGCACGAGCUGCGGUUUGACGUUAUCGAUCCGUAAAAGUUCAACCACACGAAUCCACUUAUACGGAUAUUUUUUUAUUUCUCCACUUGUUUUUUUGGAUUCAGAUUUAUCCGGUUUGAGUGUUCCAAACUCCCGUUUUGGUGUGGUUGGGAGGCCUAAUCGGACAUAAAUAUGUGCAGUUUGAAAUAUAUCCACAUUCGUGUAGUCGGACUAUUCAGCCACCUGUCAGCAUGAGUGAGGCUGAACAAAGUGGAUCAGUAGAAACAUAGUUGAUUUAAGUUGACAGCAGUAUUCUAUGUUCAGUUUCUUGGGUAAAAAAGACUCAGAACACACUGAUCCCUCAGGAAAACCCUCACUACAUGGUUCACUAUAGCCUUAAUCUGACACUAAAACAUUGAGUCUACUGAACAAACUGGUCCUCUGUAUUUAAAAAAGGACACAUCAACAGUUAAAUGCUAUUUUUGGGUCUCCUGCUCCUUUUCAUGAUCACACAACAUUUGCCAACAGCCAGACUCCUCCACAUUGUCAUGUGUUUGGAGGAGGCAACUGUUGCCUUCUGCAUGUUUAGCAUGCUGAAUAUGUGACUCCCCAGACACCACAACAGUUGGUGUUUUCCGUCAGACUCACACUUACCACUGUGACAUCAGCACAUCACCGGCCCUAUAAACUGAUGUCAUGUGUGGAUGUAGGAAAGUUAGCAUGCUCAAGUUCUCCGUUUUCCUGUCUCAGUGUCCCCUUAACAAAGUCUUGUUUUCACUGACUUUUUGUGCUUGUCUCUGUCCAGGGGGAGGACAUCGUGUUCCUGGCCACAGACAUCAACCUCCCGGGCGCCGUAGACUGGGUGAUGAUGCAGUCCUGCUUCGGCUUCCACUUCAUGCUGGUCCUGGAGAAGCAGGAGAAAUACGACGGCCACCAACAGUUCUUUGCCAUCGUGCAGCUCAUCGGGACUCGCAAGCAGGCAGAAAACUUCGCCUACAGGCUGGAGCUGAACGGGCACCGGCGCCGCCUGACCUGGGAGGCCACACCGCGCUCCAUCCACGAGGGCAUCGCCACGGCAAUCAUGAACAGCGACUGCCUGGUGUUCGACACAUCCAUCGCACAGCUGUUCGCGGAGAACGGCAACCUCGGUAUCAACGUCACUAUCUCCAUGUGCUAA
This is a messenger RNA of Xyrichtys novacula (pearly razorfish), 18396 nucleotides long. The record is from the annotation of a GenBank genome assembly. Lineage: Eukaryota; Metazoa; Chordata; Actinopteri; Labriformes; Labridae.